AUGGGUUCCGCCGACCCGAUCCCGCCGCUCCCGAACGACCUCGCCGCGCUCAAGGAUGAAGGCAACGACUACUUCCGCGGCGGCGACUUCCUGAAAGCCGCGUCGGCGUACACCAAGGCCAUCAAGGCGCGCGCCCGGCCUCCGCCCUCGCGUCAUCUUUUCGUUUUUCUUCAGUUCUCUUCGCGCGCGCUUUUGGAUCUCGAUCGAUCGCUCGUUCGCUCGCUCGCUCGACUGACGCCGCCUCGUCCCCUCGCUCGACGAUUCGAUCGACACAGACCGCGGGCAAGGACGCGACCGAGCGCGUCGAGCUCGCCCCGGUGUUCAGCAACCGAAGCGCGUCGUUCCUCAAGCUCAACAAGGCGCGUCCGCGGACCGAGGGUGCCCACGGUCAACUCUCUCUCUCUCGCCCGCUCGCGCGCGUGCCUUUUUUCUCACGCGCGCCGUCGUCCGUCCCUCUCUCCCUCCGCGCAGGUGAAGCAAGCGCUGUCGGACGCGGACGUGUGCGUGAAGCUCCGACCGGAGUGGGAAAAAGGCUACUUCCGGCGCGGGUGCGCGCUCGAGGCGAACGACGACGACGACGGCGCGAUGGAGGCGUUCGAGCUCUCGCUGAAGCACACCCCGGGCGGGUCCAACCCCGAGAUCGCGAAGAAGCUGAAGCACCUGAAGAAGAAGUCCAAGCCGUUCGUCUUCCCGAAAGCGAAGAACCUCGCCACCCCGGACGCGCCGGCGGACCCGAAAGCGAAGGCUGGCCCGACCGGCGACGCGAGGUGGCUUCUCACCGCGAAGUCGCCCUCGGAGCCGGUGAGCGCGCGCGUGGACGCGGUAAACGCCGUAGGCGCGUGGCUGUCGGCGCACCUCGAGAAGAUUUUGAAACGGCCCGCCGGGGACGUCGCGUGGUUCUUCGAGGACCAAAAGGUGGAGGCGUUCUUGGACGCGGGGGUGUUCGACACGAUGCUCGACGUGCUCACGCACACGGUGUGCGCGAUCAUCGCCGCGGAGAGCGGCGGGGGGGAGGACGCGAAGGCGGCGGCGGCGGCGGGCGCGGAUCUCGCCGGCGCCGCCGCGGGGGUGCUACACAACCUCCUCCACCCCGCGCUCAGGGCGUGGAACACGCGCGCGCAGCACCAGACGUUGCUGUCGACGCUGUGCCAGGUCCUGCGGAUGGUCGGGAGCCCGUUGAACGACCCGAAAGGGACGAAGAUCAGCGCGAACGCGGAGACGAAGCAGUUUACGAUGUUGGUCGCGAAGAUUCUCGGAAACGCCGGCGCGCUCGGGGCGCUGUGCGGGCAGAACAUGCUCUUCCGCGCGAGGCUUCAGAUGAUGCGCGCGAUCGUGCAGAGAGAACGGAAGGACGGGAAGGAGGAGGAGCUCGCGACGAAGAUGAUCGAGUCCGCGCGCGCGUUUGUGAUUCUCCGACGGUGCCGGUUUGGAAAGUCGUCGGACGCGGCGGCUGAGGACGGCGCGCGGACGCCGGCGCCGGCGUGGGAGCCCGUGCUCGACCGGCUCCUCACGGACGAGGGCGCGGACGAGAUCAGGGACGAGAUCGCGGCCGUGGUGGACCAGCACUCGCUGCUCGCGGGCGCGUUCAAGAAGUUCGGGUUCGAAGGGUCCGUCGGCGUCUAG
This is a messenger RNA of Micromonas pusilla CCMP1545, 1623 nucleotides long. RefSeq names its product tetratricopeptide repeat-containing protein. NCBI's taxonomy places the organism in Eukaryota, Viridiplantae, Chlorophyta, Mamiellophyceae, Mamiellales, Mamiellaceae. The record is from RefSeq and is a predicted model, not a curated record. The transcript has a single exon. Bases 1 to 1623 code for a protein of 540 amino acids. Gene Ontology annotation, molecular function: Hsp90 protein binding.